Messenger RNA from Amoebophrya sp. A25, 253 nucleotides. NCBI's taxonomy places the organism in Eukaryota, Dinophyceae, Syndiniales, Amoebophryaceae. The record is from the annotation of a GenBank genome assembly.
AGCGCGUCCUCUAGUAUAACUUCUUCUGGUACUGCUGCUAAGCCUAGUACGGAUGCUCUCUGUGGUGCUCAACAUUUAUCAUCAAGUACAUCCGAUACGAAAUUGAGAGGCGUCCCGCGGUCCACCUCGUCCUCUGCAUCUGAGAUGGAGGACUACAGCAGCCACGAGAGAGUAUGCCGGACACUUCCACCAGGACUUACAGUUCGCGACACGAUAAGACUCCUGCACAACUUUCAAUGGUGCGGUUUUCACG